CCAAGUUCUCCCUGCUACCCUCAUGUCCUGAGCCGCCGCUGCCGCCGACGCCCACUACCGCCCGCUGCGCGCAACGAGGCUGGUGGCCGCAUGCUCCGCCCGCUGAAUGUGAGGUCACUGGAUACGGUUGCCUAAACGAGCGAUGCCGCAUUGUGACGGGCACGAGCGCUAGCGAGGUACGAGUGACUCGCUCGGAGUGGGACGUGUUGGGCGUUGCACUCUGCCACCACCAUCCACCGACGCCUGCGUCCUCAUCCUCUCGUAUUCAUCGUCUUGCUCGCAUUAUUCUCUUCUAUUAGUCUUGCUUUAUAUAUAUAUUCCAAUCAUCGCGCUCCUGUUCAUUGCCGUAUCGCCCAACGCAACCCGCAUAUACUAACGCUCCGACCCGUUUAAUGCUCUCGAAGGAACAACGCAAUGCACAUUCUCGUUCACGACACACCACUCCUCCCUCAGACUCGUGCUCCGUAUUUGAUGACUACCCUACUGCCUCGUAUUCUCCUGCCAGACCGUCCCCGUCCCCGCCGCCAGAGGCCGCGAUCCCAGAGCCGGUGUCUGAUCCUAACGCGCUCCGCAAGAGCAUCGGCGAGCUCAUGACAUUUGGCGACGUUGACGAUCCUCCGGGAAGGGUGAGCGGCGAAGACGAUCUCAUGCGCGUAUAUGAAGUCGAGAAACGACCUGUGUCGCCCCCGGAACGCUCCAACGCGUCGCCAGCAGAUGACGCGCACGUUGCGCAUGUCUCGACAAAUGUUGGCCAUACGAGGGCUCCAAUGCUAGCUCGAGAACCAACAACCUUGGAGACGUUCUCGCGGACGAUCCGCCAAUAUGUACCUUCAUCCAUACCUAUACCCAGCGCUACCCCUUCGCCACCACGCGUCUCGCGCCCGGUGUCGUUCGGCAGCUUUCUCACUCCUUUGAUGGCCCAAUAUGCUCACGAAGCAGGCCCGUCUUCAUCUGGAACCUACAGACGUCGAGCGAGCGAUGCGACGAUUGCGGGAUCCAGUGAUCGGGACUGGGGCGGGCGACGUACGCCAGGUGAAGAGAAUGCGAUCUUUGACCUGGACGAAGAGCUGCCACCGAGCACUGGCCAUCAGGGUCGUAUAGCCGCGUUGUAUCCGGGCGUCGACAGCAAGGAGGAGAUUACCUGGGCCGGCUGGGACCAGCUAGUCGAGGGUGAUCCGGCAAAGCUGCGUCGUGUCCUCAUGCUUGGUUACCACAACGGCCUGCAGGUCUGGGACUGUUCAGAUCUUGGAUCCGUGACGGAGAUCCUCAACCUCUCGGGUGAUUCGUGGGGUUCGGUAGAGCUAAUGAAGGUGCUGCCGUCGGUAAUGAAUUCGACGGAGGACAAAUUUAGGCGGAGUAGGCCACUGAUGGGCGUGUUGUCGUCCUCCGGAGAUCGACGUUCUCUACUGAUCUAUUCUCUGAGGACUCACGCGGUAGUCCAGACAUUGACACUGCCAGGGCUCUGCACGUUCUCGGCGUCCAACGACUUUGUUGUUCUGAGCGCGGCGAGCCCUCCUACUAUCUCCAUUCUCUCUUCAUCCACUUUCAGGACACUGUAUACUAUCUCAUCAGCGUCGAUCGCUCCUUUCGCAAUCCCUUCCUUUAUCAAGAGCACUCCUCAUGCUCCUACGUUAGAUUUAGACGGAGACCCCAACUCACCCCAACAUAUGUACAACCCGACGCCUCAACCCGUAUUCGCGCUAUCCAAUCGACUCCUCGCAUUUGUCGCGCCGCUCGCGCCGACCGACCUGCGCCCAGUGCCGAGCAUCACGCACCUCGCCGAUGCCGCCGCCGACGCGAAGCUCGGCCUCGCGCAGGUCGACCUCGGCCAGGCGGCGGUCAAGAUCGGCGGGAGCGUUCUGCAUGGGAUGAAGAGCCUCGGAGGGAUGGCGAUCGCCGCGGCGAAGGCUGGCGUCUCCGCUGCUACGUCUGAGGCGGCGGCCGUGGCGACCAAGGCGGGAGCUGCCCCCACUGGGCUGACUAGUAUGUUCUUCUCCAGGAGCGCCCCCACUGCCAGUGUUGCUGGUCAGUCACGGCGGUCUUCGAUAUCUGUGCCGCCUGGAACCCUUGCUUCUCCUUCAGCGCACCCUUCUGGCGAACGACGCCAUGAUUCGCCCUCUCAUUCCUAUCGGUCGGCAAUCGCUCCUGUAGUCGGAGGCAAGGUGGUCGUGUUUGACCUCAAGCCGCUCCUCGUUUGUUCUCCAGAGCCGGACAAGAUCGCCGAUUUCAUUGGCUCGAAACACCAGCCGAUAAGUAGCCUUAGAUUCUCCGCGAACGGAACGUCUCUAGCAAUGUCCUUCAAGGAUGGCCGUGAUGCGAAAAUCUACAGGCUCAGGCCUAUAGCUAGGGCAUUGCGUGCAUUGCCUACCAGCGGGGAGGAAGGCGACCAAGGUCAGUCGACUGGUGACAGAACUGGCCCUCAACGGCAUUCCCGUGGUUCUUCACAGCAACCUGUCCCCAUUGAACCGCCGUGGCACGUCUAUAGUCUACGGCGCGGGCGCACAUCUGCGAUCGUUGAGGACAUGGACUGGUCAAAUGAUGCGCGGUGGUUCGCUAUUGGGACCCGUGCCCGCACCGUGCAUGUCUUUGCUGUCAACCCGUAUGGAGGACGUCCUGACGAGGCUAGCCAUCUGUCUGGAAGGGUGAUGAACACGACGACCAUUCCACCUCUCUCGACAGAGGUCCAUUCUCUAAUUCGCAUGCACAUGGACCAGAUGCCCUCGCCUCAAUCACGCCACGCACCCCUUGCAUUCCAAUUUAUUCGCUCAUCCUCCUUUUCACUGCCGUCCUCUCUCCUUCCGCCUACUGCAGUGACGUUCUCCACGUCCUCCUCUCCCUCAUCUGUCCAUUCCACUGGACAGACGUCCCCUACGAAGACGGCUCGAAGGCUUACCAACUAUCAAGAUGUCCUGCUGUUCGAUCCGUGCGACGGGACGCUUUCGCUACGACGCUUCUUCAUUGACCGGCACGCCGAUGAGCACGGAUCCAUAGGAUCUAUCCCGAUUGGCGGCAGCACUAGUAUGUCUCUUCCUGGUAUGAAUGCGCUCGCACGGGUCAGUACGUCGCCCGUCAGCAGCGGGACGAGCCCGCAACAAUCUUCUACGCUCAAUCAGGUUAUGGAGAAAUCCGCGAAGCUUGUCGCACGAGAAACGAGAGUAGGCACUUGGUAUCUCAGACGCGGGCGAGACUGGCCAGAGGUGAAGCAGGUAUUGAGACAAGAGGCAAGACAACCAUAUAUAGCGCGUCCAGGGAAAACAGAUUGGUUGUCAUGCGCGGAGUUGUCUACGCACUCUGCGUCUCCUCGCAUCUUGCCGCGCUCCAUCUAUCUGUCACACCAGUUCAGCUUCUACUCUCUAGGAGAGGACUACCACGCUGUUAUUCGCAGCCACCACUUCGAUGUCCCUGCAGCUCGAUUCGAGGUCCGCAAGAGGGUGGAGGUGAAUGCCUACCCCGCAGGGUUCGAAGAAGGGUUUGUGCAGGACCUCGGCGCAACAGGCGCCAUCGGACGAACUUCGUCCUCGUUCGAUGGACCUUUGGCGUCCGCACUAUCAGCAGAGAUGUCUCCUAUGCAUCCGUCGACACCGAUCUUGCCUAUGUUCCCCAAUGGCGCCCCGGGUUCCACCGCCAGGUCUUUCAGGCGAACGAUACCGAUACGCAACGUAGCUGCUGGCCUCGGUGACAGUAUGUCUGGGGGCCUAGGAAGGCUGCGGCGGGAGAUUAGAAAGACCCGAUCUCCUCGGUUGACAGCCCGUCCAGACGAUCAUAUGCCAUCCUCGGUCCCGCUCGAGUUCGAUGAAGAGGAUGAGGACUUUUUGUUUGACGACGUCGGACCCGCGAUACCUGAAGGCGUCAUGAUGUCGCGCUCUGUGUCGCGUGGUGAAGGUGACUCGGGCGAGUCUGUCUCGACGCCCUCGAGCACUAUCGAGCCGCUCCCCUUGGAGGACGACAUGGACGAUAUGUGGCGAGGCUGGGACCCUGAGGACCAGCAGGCCAUCGAGGACGCGGAGCAGUUUGAUGAUAUCACGAUGGGUUUAAUGGACGAGGAGCAGAGCGAGGCGGAUAAGAAACGGUACAGGACCGGGCGGAUCGUGCAUAGGACCUAGGUACGGAGGACAGACACGGGCACGGUGCUUCUUGACGGACGUUAUGUGUGAAGUAGUAAUGUACUGUAAGCAUGUAUCAUAGGAUAAGUUUAUGAAGUAGUAGGAAAGAAGAAAUGCAUCUUGUUAGACAGAC
This is a messenger RNA of Laetiporus sulphureus 93-53, 4236 nucleotides long. RefSeq lists its product as uncharacterized. NCBI's taxonomy places the organism in Eukaryota, Fungi, Basidiomycota, Agaricomycetes, Polyporales, Laetiporaceae. The coding region runs from base 393 to 4103 and encodes 1236 amino acids. The transcript is spliced from 7 exons. Gene Ontology annotation, molecular function: protein binding. The record is from RefSeq and is a predicted model, not a curated record. Gene Ontology annotation, biological process: autophagy; response to starvation. Gene Ontology annotation, cellular component: cytoplasm.